Messenger RNA from Uncinocarpus reesii 1704, 357 nucleotides. RefSeq lists its product as uncharacterized. The transcript has 2 exons. The record is from RefSeq and is a predicted model, not a curated record. NCBI's taxonomy places the organism in Eukaryota, Fungi, Ascomycota, Eurotiomycetes, Onygenales, Onygenaceae. Bases 1 to 357 code for a protein of 118 amino acids.
AUGGCGAAGCGGGCACAAAAACGACGGUCAACGCCAGAAACCACCACACAACAGCCAGCAAGAGCAGACACGGCAGAUUGCAACACGGAGAUGAUGGCUCAUCGGCGUCGACUGCAAUUUCAGCGCUUGGACAACAACGUGCCGUUUUCAACUAUUUCUCGCGCUCGCUUGGAACCACCCUCUCUCGCUUCCGGUGCCACGGGUCCCCGGAGAAAUCGUGUUCGGAAUACGAUGCGGGAAGGGUUCGAAAUGGCUUGGGAGACAUGGGUUACCUUUGAGCUGGAAAUCGCCUGUCGCGUGGAGGAGUUAGUGGGAAGGGAGUCAGAUCGGAAACGUGAACGCCAUAUGCAAUAUUGA